AUGGCGCGUCCGCGGCCCCGCGAGUACAAGGCGGGCGACCUGGUCUUCGCCAAGAUGAAGGGCUACCCGCACUGGCCGGCCCGGAUUGAUGAACUCCCAGAAGGAGCUGUGAAGCCUCCGGCAAACAAGUACCCUAUCUUCUUUUUUGGCACCCAUGAAACUGCAUUUCUAGGUCCCAAAGACCUAUUCCCAUAUAAGGAAUACAAAGACAAGUUUGGAAAGUCAAAUAAGCGGAAAGGAUUUAAUGAAGGAUUGUGGGAAAUUGAAAAUAACCCUGGAGUAAAAUUUACUGGCUAUCAGGCAAUUCAACAACAGAGUUCUUCAGAAACGGAGGGAGAGGGUGGAAAUACUGCGGAUGCCAGCAGUGAAGAAGAGGGCGGGAGAGUGGAAGAAGAGGGAAAAGGCAAGAGAAAGAAUGAAAAAGCAGGCUCCAAACGGAAAAAAUCAUACACUUCGAAGAAGUCCUCCAAACAGCCCCGGAGAUCUGCAGGAGAUGAAGAUGACAAGGAUCGCAAAGGAGAAGAACACAAAAGCAGCUCUGACGGUGGAGAUGCCGGCAACGACACAAGAAACACGACUUCAGACUUGCAGAAAACCAGUGAAGGGACCUAAUUUCCAGAGCGCUGCAUAUUAAGAGAAACCCCAAGAAAGCUGUACGUUUGGUUGUCUAGUAACCUUGGAGUUGAUAUGAACCUACACGUAGUCUUUGUUGUGAACGACAGACCCUGGUUGUAUGUGCAUUAUCCACAUUCCUCUCUGUUGUGUUUCAGGGGACAAAAAAGACAUUUUAGCCUUUUUUAAGGUUAUUGUUUAAUUUAAUGUUAUUUGGUUGCAUGAAGUUGCCCUUUGCCACUGAGGAUGAUGAAGACUUUUACACAGACCGACCGUGUCUAGGAUCCUUUUAAGGCAGUAUGCUCAUCAUUCUCCUGCCUCUACCCCACCAUCACCAAGCAGUUCAAUGUCAGUGCGCAUUUAAAUUGUCACUCAAUGUUUAGGGAUGGGAUUUCCGCUCUGGCAGAACCAACCUAGGACUUAAUUCCUAGAUACAUAAUGUUGGUAUAUUGACCACCAAUUUUAAAUGAUCCUUCAGUUUUGAGGCCAUGUAUGUGUAAAGUUUAACCAUAUUGUAAAAUAUCUAUUCUGUAUUAGAAAUAGCGAGUUGAGAGCUUAUACUUCU
Echinops telfairi (small Madagascar hedgehog) is the source of this 1177-nucleotide messenger RNA. RefSeq names its product hepatoma-derived growth factor-related protein 3. Gene Ontology annotation, biological process: regulation of transcription by RNA polymerase II. Lineage: Eukaryota; Metazoa; Chordata; Mammalia; Afrosoricida; Tenrecidae. Gene Ontology annotation, cellular component: nucleus. The record is from RefSeq and is a predicted model, not a curated record. Gene Ontology annotation, molecular function: transcription coregulator activity; double-stranded DNA binding.